GAUAUUUUUAAUUCUAAGCAGUACACUGUUUUUGCACUCAAUUUCUUUCGUUGACCUCUUCAAAUGUCUAUCGAUGACUCCCUUCCACCGCGUCAGUCGGCGUCGUUGGUGCACGUGAUGAAAACGAAGCUGCGCAACGCCUUAUCCACGACAACGCCGAGCGAGACGGAGUCCGACGCCGUCCUCGACAGCAGAAAUGGCUCCCCAAGCGCACAGACCUCUCCCGUGUUCCCGUCGGACAACACACAGGAACAGCAGGGGGACAGCAGACCGACUCGUAGCGACGCUGUUGAUGACGGUACCCGCAGCGGUGCAUCGAACACGGCCGUGACGGAGUCUAGUCCCUCGAGUGCAGCUUCGCCAUCGCGACAGCACUCUCGCCCACACGCUCUUCCCACACCGGACUUCUACGAGCGCUUUCCGCGUGCUGUCGGCCCGACGGCGAACGUUGUCGUCACCUCGCACGAGGAGUACAAGAUUCUGCUGAUGACGGCGAAGCACAUUAAGGUGGUGGCGAACAAACGGGAACGCAGCGUGGAGAAGGGCUGGUUAUGUCAAGAGGACAUCCAAAAGGGUGGUUUCCUGGUGUAUCACUCAGCGAACCACCAUCCACAGUACUUCCAGUUGAAGAAGCACGCCGCGGACGUUUACGGCACCGCAACCUAUAUCUCUGCGUAA
Leptomonas pyrrhocoris is the source of this 678-nucleotide messenger RNA. RefSeq lists its product as hypothetical. The coding region runs from base 64 to 678 and encodes 204 amino acids. The transcript has a single exon. The record is from RefSeq and is a predicted model, not a curated record. NCBI's taxonomy places the organism in Eukaryota, Euglenozoa, Kinetoplastea, Trypanosomatida, Trypanosomatidae.